Trametes versicolor FP-101664 SS1 is the source of this 618-nucleotide messenger RNA. RefSeq lists its product as uncharacterized. NCBI's taxonomy places the organism in Eukaryota, Fungi, Basidiomycota, Agaricomycetes, Polyporales, Polyporaceae. The record is from RefSeq and is a predicted model, not a curated record. The transcript is spliced from 15 exons. Bases 1 to 618 code for a protein of 205 amino acids.
AUGACCGUCGUGUUCACCGUGCAUUCCUCGCCUACAUCAAGAUGCAGGUACUACUACCUUGUCACCUAUGGCGGCCGCUCUAUAAUAUUUAACAAACCCCCAAUAUGGACUAUGAAUUCCGUCGCGAUUACCGGGCCCUUUUUAAAGCCUCUAGCCAUCACUUUAUGUCAGCUGUUCUUCGCUCGUCGUGUGUACAUAAUCGCCCCUCGCUUCAGAAUAGUAGUCUACGUCGUGGAUUUUGCGGAUGCUUUCUCGGGCUUUCAGCGCAUGCGUAAGAGCGUCUUUCCACCGAGUGCCAAUGUUGCUUCGGUCACUAACAUAGAACGGCGCAUGUGCAGUUUCAGAGCUCCGGACUUCUUCGCCAAAUCGCUUCCGCUCUCCGGAUACGUCGCGGCAGGGGUCGUGUGCAUCAUGGGAGCAGACAUACAGCUUACUGCCGUGCUCAUCUACGUUUUGCGGAAGAACCGCACUGGCCUGCGACGAACGGAUUCUAUCGUCGACAUACUUGUUUUAUACGCCAUCAGUACAGGGCUGUUGAACUGCCUCGUGAACGUACUCGAUAUGGCCUUCGUGCUCGCUGACUCCCACUACGUUCUCCGUGAUGUGAACUAUCCGUGA